GCGGGCUGUCGGUCAUGGGUGGCGUACACGUGCAUCUGCGGCAGCGGGGAGAACGGGGCCGUGCUGCACUACGGCCACGCGGGCGCGCCCAACGACAAGACGGUGCGUGACGGCGAUAUGUGCCUGUUCGACAUGGGAGCCGAGUACUACUGCUACACGUCAGACAUCACCUGCUCCUUCCCGUCUAACGGCAAGUUCACCGACAAGCAGAAGGUCAUCUACAACGCCGUACUGAAGGCCAGCAGGGCCGUCAUGGACGCGCUGAAGCCAGGUAUCUGCUGGGUGGACAUGCACCUGCUGGCCAACCGCGUGACGCUGGAGGAGCUGAAGGCGGCCGGCAUCCUCCGCGGCAGCGUCGACGACAUGAUGAAGGCGAACCUGGGCGCCACAUUCCAGCCGCACGGACUGGGCCACUUCCUCGGUUGUGACGUGCACGACGUGGGCGGCUACCUGCGCGGCCAGCCGGAGCGGCGCUCCGAGGCGGGCCUGCGGAACCUGCGCACGGCGCGUACCAUCCGGGCCGGCAUGGUGCUCACCAUCGAGCCCGGCUGCUACUUUAUCGACCACCUGCUGAACCAGGCGGAGUCGGACCCGGUGCUGAGCCAAUUUCUGGUGCCGGAGAUGGUACGUCAGUACCGCGGCUUCGGCGGCGUGCGCAUUGAGGACGACGUGGUCGUCACCCAAGACGGCAUGGAGUGUCUGACCGUCGUGCCGCGCACUGUGGAGGAGGUGGAGGCCCUGAUGGCCGAGGGACGGCGCCAGGAGGUGUUUGUACCUCAGCUUCACGCCGAGACCAAGCUGAACCAGUAGUCGGCCCAGCGCCCCUGCUGACCGAGAGCCCAGCUCGACCUAGCCCCAGCUCUAUUGGGGCUGAUCAUGGCUCGCUACGGGUCGUUUCUAGCCGUGUGCCAUCAACCGCGCCAUAAUUCGUAAUCGCUGGUGUUGGUGUUGCUGUUGCAUCGGUGCUUGGGAAUGCGGGAUGCGGUAUUUUAUGUAUAUACAUAUAUGCUGAACUAUUUUCUUAAAUUUUGGUAUGCGUACGUCUCAGACCUGCUGAGUGAUGGAAGCGUCACGUUUUGGAGCCUCAAAUCGUGCAUAAGGCGGACGCAUCAUUUAACGAACGCGAUGAUGUCUGAAUUGCAAGAGAGCAAUUUAUGGCAAGUUUAUCCUGUCGCCUGAAGCCUAUAGCUUGAAAAGUUGUUGCCAGUAUGCGAUUUUGUGAUGCCAAUUAGGAUAUUAUACACGUUACCUAAUAAUGUUCUGAAUAACAAAACGCACAUGUGAAUAAAAAGUUGGCUGGUGCACCUGUUCUUCCA
This is a messenger RNA of Pollicipes pollicipes, 1316 nucleotides long. Its product is annotated as xaa-Pro dipeptidase-like. Bases 118 to 810 code for a protein of 230 amino acids. Lineage: Eukaryota; Metazoa; Arthropoda; Thecostraca; Pollicipedomorpha; Pollicipedidae. The record is from RefSeq and is a predicted model, not a curated record. The transcript is spliced from 6 exons.